Molecule: messenger RNA, 2748 nt
Organism: Orbicella faveolata
Lineage: Eukaryota; Metazoa; Cnidaria; Anthozoa; Scleractinia; Merulinidae
Product: reticulophagy regulator 3-like
Biological process (GO): reticulophagy
Source: RefSeq, a predicted model, not a curated record
GUGUCCAAACACCGGAAGUGGGAGUUACAAAGAUGUCUGAAGACCCUUUCAGGGUGUUCUUGUUCGUGCUGGUGUUUACUUUAGCAGCCGUUGAAUGAUAAGCCCUUAACAUCACUGCAGUUUGAUAACUACAAAGCUAAGAUUCCGAACAGGAUUUUUUUUUGCAAGUUUUAAAAAGAUAUCGCUAAAGCUAACAUCGCUAAGAUAAUUAGGCGACCUGGGACCGAGUCAGGAAUGUUUACCAUGACGUCACAUAUAUCCUUGGGAAAGCAUAAGUUCAAAACAACAUGGCGUCCGAUAACCUCGCAGGGGAUUCAGUGGAAGGUUCAACGGAAUCUGAAUAUAACGUCAAUCACGAAUAUAUUGAACGAGUCAAAAAAUUUCUAAAGCCUCUUGAAAACAGAUGGGACUACGUUCAGAGUGUUCUUCUAUGGGAGAAACCGUCGCAUUCGUUGUGUUAUUUUAUUGCGAUGACAGCUCUGUUCGGGCUCAUGGCAAGUGGCAAAUUCCGCCUGGUGCUGCUGCUUAUAGUAGCAAUGGCGUCAUCGCUUCUGAUGGAGGAUAUUAGAAGCAAGGUGUGGCAAUUUGUACAAGGUGGAUUUGAUGCAGUCAGCGAUAAAGAUAGCCGACAAACCACUCUGUCCUUUCAUCGUCUUUGUACAAGACUGGCUGUGAUUUGGACUACCUUUGUUGCUUGGCAUGAAAAACUGAAUAAAUUGAAAACUGACAGCACAUAUAAGUAUUAUGCUGCUUUAAUUGGGUUGUUACUGGUCACAGUUUUUGCUUACCAAUACUUGCCUUUGGUGCAGAUAUGUUAUGCUACAGUUUGUGCACUGUACUUCUGGCCUGUUAUUAAACACAAUGGAAUACACAGAACAAUUAACAAAGCAUUGGAACCUUUUUACCGACCAUUUGUUGUUCAGUGGCAACACAGCAGGACUAAGCGACUAAGGGAUGCCGUGACAAAAGCAACAGAUGGAGAAGCUCCAGCAGAUAGUGAUGAUGAGUUUGCAAAGGAUUUCAAUCCGGUCACUGAUGACACAUCUGUUGAUCAAGACAACAUUCCUUUACAAGAUGAAGAAUCCAGCUCGUCAGAACCAUCAUCUCCAGUGCCACCUGUAGAAGCCAAACUUCUUCAAGGACUUAUUACAUCAGCUAUUUCCCAGGGACUGAGCUCCAUUGCAAACAGAGAAGAUGAUCAGGAAACACAAGGAACCUCUGGAAGGGAAACUCCUGAUGUUGAAAGCCCAAGUUUAGAUAGUUCUGCAGUGUUUUUGGAUGAGCUACAGUUUUCAUCUCUGAGCCAAGGUGGCAGCACUUUGGAAUUUGAAGAAGGUGAAUUUAUGGAGGGGUUAGAAUUUCCGGACAUCGACAGAGAUACCGAAUCAGACUCUGAAGCCAUUCAUCCAGACGGCAAGACUACAGUCAACAAUAAACCAACACAACCAAAACAAAGACAGGAACUGAAAGAGCCGAAAGACAAUGAUCACAGACAGGGAUCUGGAACACCAGAGAGCAUUAUGACUUCAUCUGGAAACACCGAUGUGUCAGACUACGAGAUGCUUGACCAGUCGGAGGCUGAAGGCAUGACUCCAACUGACGAAACAGACAAUGUUGAUUCUACCAGAUUAGGAUCAGUGUCAAAUUAUGUGGGAAAGUGGUUGGGGUAUUGAUGUCGAGUGUAUUGAUUACAAUGGCCCAUUUCCAAGUUGUCAUAUGAAGUGUGGACUGAUGUAAAAUCACCACACAAUGUCUAGUCUCCUCUGCAGGCUUUUUUUGUGUCCUGCCAAGGGAUGGUUGCAUAACAUCUCAAAAAUGGCUGCGGAAGAGACUACACUAUGUCAGGUAUUGCUAAGAGUAGUUGCUUACAAUCGUGUUAAAUUUUACAUGUGAUAGUGUAGUGACAGUGUAGUGUCAUUACCAAAAGCAUUUACUGAUAUCUUUGCAUUUUCUCCUGCUCUCACAAAAUAUUUUCGCCACCCCAACAAUAAACCCCGCACGUGACGACUCAAAAAUGUGCUCCGUGAUAUUUUCAGUGUGCAUCAACUUUCAACAUUUCGUUUCAAAAAUUAUGUUGUUUAAUAAUUGCUACUGCGAAGUCUAGUUCUUAUUUAAGAUUUUUAGAAGCACUGUACGUACGUACCACUUGGUGAGUGUCAAUUUGUUGAAAAGUGCACCUUGAGAAUUAUUUUGACAAGCUUGUUUUGCAAAUAUGGAGAUGGCAUUGACAAAUACUUGCAGCUGUUUGAUAGUGUGUAUGACUACCUGCAGGAUAAGAGGAAAAGCUGAUUUACAGAAAGGAAAAUGGUGCAUCUAUAUCCAGACACUUUCAUUUUAAAUGAGUUAAAUCAGGUCAAGUGCUUGUGGCCUGAGGGCAAAAAUCAAAUUGAAUUAUACACCACCAGUGAGGAGCUUGGGAAUGCUUGGCCUGUACUGACUGUUGUUAUUAAUUUUAGCUAAGAGUGAGUUAUUGAGCAAGGUUUUCAACAAGCCGUUGCUAGUUAUUUAUUCAACAUAUCCAGCCAUUUCUCAACACUUGGUCUGGGACAUUUAGGUUGUUGUUGUUCAAUUUUAAGGGACAAAUCAAAUUUCCAGGAUUUUAUAUGUAUCAUAAGUUAACUUUAUAGUAAUUAUUAUAAUCAUGAAAAUGUAAAACACUGGGUUUAUAGUGUACCAUAAAUUGUGUAGGAAAAUGAAUGUAACAGUCACAUCAAGGCAAUGAAUAAAUAAAAGCUGGUCUUUUUUUAA